CUUUUGCCACGUGAUCAGCGGUGUCCAAUGACACGCUGUGAUGAUCAGUGCCCUGAUGAUCGGUGCCCAGCAGUGCCACCCGCAAGUUCCGCCCACCUGUGCCCAGCAGUGCGCCCACUAGCUCCGCCCACCUGUGCCCAGCAGAUCACCCACCCGUGCCCAGCAGUGCACCCACCUGUGCCACUCUGCAGUGUCACACACCUGUGCCCAGAAGUGCCACCUACCUGUGCCCAGCAGUGCCACCCACCUGUGCCCACCCACCUGUGCCCACCAGUGCCACCCACCUGUGCCCACCCACCAGUGCAGCCCAGCAGUGCUGCCAGUCAGUGCCACCAGUCAGUUCCC
Staurois parvus is the source of this 345-nucleotide messenger RNA. Lineage: Eukaryota; Metazoa; Chordata; Amphibia; Anura; Ranidae. The record is from the annotation of a GenBank genome assembly.